This is a messenger RNA of Carcharodon carcharias (great white shark), 1263 nucleotides long. RefSeq names its product deoxyribonuclease gamma-like. Gene Ontology annotation, cellular component: nucleus. Lineage: Eukaryota; Metazoa; Chordata; Chondrichthyes; Lamniformes; Lamnidae. The record is from RefSeq and is a predicted model, not a curated record. Gene Ontology annotation, molecular function: DNA nuclease activity. Gene Ontology annotation, biological process: DNA catabolic process. The coding region runs from base 277 to 1098 and encodes 273 amino acids. The transcript is spliced from 9 exons.
UUUCUAGUCUUAGAUCAAGAGGAAGUGGUUAUUGCAGAAAAUAUACUGGGACGCAUGCAAAUUGCUCCGGCAUACCCAUACUGAAUUCAAACACAGGCUGUAACCCCUGUAAGAUAGGUUGCUUUUUUUCACUUCUAGCGGCACAGCUCAUCUAUCAGGUUCUGCCACAUUUUAGCUGUUGCUCAAAAUCUCCACAGGCUAAAAUUGUUCAUCCAAAGAAACACAGAGCAGAUCCUGCUGGUGACAGAAUCCUAAAUCAAAGACUUGAGUGUGAAGAUGAAGAUUGCUGCGUUUAACAUUCAGCGCCUUGGGAUAAGUAAAAUCUCCAAACCUGAAGUUGUCUCAACAAUUGUCAAUAUUCUGUUGCGUUAUGACAUCACCCUGAUAAUGGAAGUCACUGACAGGAAAGGAGAAGCCGUUGCAAAGCUGCUUGAGGAGCUGAAUAAACAAGCUCAAAGCCAUUACUCAUCCAAACUAAGCAAACCCCUGGGACGAGGGACUUAUAAGGAACAGUACCUCUUUAUUUAUCGCGAUGAUAUUGUGCAAGUGGAAAGACUCUUUCAAUAUGAUGAUAUGCAGCCAGGUGACGAAGAUGCUUUCUCCAGGGAACCAUUCGUGGUUCAGUUCAAAUGUCAAACCACAGCUGUGCAGGACUUUGUGCUCAUUCCUCAGCACACAUGCCCUGAAGAUUCAGUCAAGGAAAUUGACGAACUCUAUGAUGUCUUCCUGAAGAUCAAAAAGGAGUGGAACAUUGAGAACAUAAUGCUACUUGGGGACUUUAAUGCUGAUGGCAGGUAUGUAUCAAAGAAGAAAAUGGAAACAAUCCGACUCAGAAAGGAUAAAAAUUUCCACUGGCUCAUUGAAGAUGAAGAGGACACUUCCGCUAGGCUAAACACGGACCAGGCCUAUGACAGGAUUGUUGUUUAUGGUGAUAAAUUUUAUCAGGGGAUUGUCCCAAAUUCAGCAAAGCCCUUCAACUUCCAGGAAGCAAUGAAACUGACUGAACAGCAGGCUUUGGAUGUGAGUGAUCACUACCCCAUUGAGGUAGAACUCAAAUUAACUGAGGAGGAGAGAAAUAAACCCGGACAGAAUCAGUGAACACAAGAGCAUUGAGUAGAAUCUGGACAACACGAACACAGCACCAAUCAUGAUUUAAUAGUUGAAUCUUGAUGAAAUCUGAUGUCAUCUUAAUAAAUGUAUCAAUUACAUUUCAGUAGAUUAAAAAUUCCCACUUUUGCCAUCAGGUGCAGUGGUAAAUAUAAA